This is a messenger RNA of Ambispora leptoticha, 1023 nucleotides long. The record is from the annotation of a GenBank genome assembly. NCBI's taxonomy places the organism in Eukaryota, Fungi, Glomeromycota, Glomeromycetes, Archaeosporales, Ambisporaceae.
AUGAAUCAUUGGGAGAUAACCGUAAAAGAAUUGAUUAAUGCGCUUUUAGAUGAAUACAGGCCAACAUUAGCAACGUUACCAACUACGUAUCUCGCACUUGAUAAAUUACUCGAACCACCCGCUCGGCAUGCGAAAACUAUCUCGAAUGAUUUCCUACUAUAUCGUAAAGAUUGUAAUGCGCGUCUCAAAUCAACACAAAGAAUUGUUCAUCAAAUUGACUUGUCCACCAUGGUUCAAAAUUUAUGGAACAAUGAAAAACACGAAGUAAAAGGUUUAUUUAAAAUACUUGCGGGUAUUUUAUUACAAGCUACGCAAAAUGCGCGAGCUAAAUUCGAACGAGAGGAAACCUUAAGACGCCCAAAACGAGAGGAAUUAGAACGAGAGGAAGUCUUAAGACGCCCAAAAAGACGAAGAAAAUCAAUGAAACCUUGGGAAACCUCAACAAGAAUUCCCUCAAUGUUCGUGAGCCCUAUUCUUCAUAAUGAACAUAAAUUCUCUAAUGCACAGGAUAAAGGAGAGGAUGCAAACAAUAACAAGGACAACAACGUAUCAAAUCUUAUUAUCACGAAACAAGUGGAGCCUCCUCAAAUUGAGAUUCAACAAAACGGAAAUACAUGUAUCUCGACAUCACCGAUUGUGUUUAACUAUUUCUUAGAUUCUAAUUUCGACGUUAUGCAGAAUGAUAUUUCAACAAAUUACCAAGCUCAAGAUGAAACUAUAGAAAAUUCGACGUUUAUUACCGACACAAACACUUUUAUGCCUCAAUUAGGAAUAGAAUAUAAUUUGCAAAACAAUGAACAUUUUCAUAUGCAGGCAUCAUUUAUCGACUUUCAACAUUAUCAAACCAAUGACUAUUUUCAAGAUUGGAAUAUUCAGAAUAAUGGCAACGUUUUAUAUGAUACAAUGCCAGAUUCGGAAAAUAUGUAUGUUCUUCCUUCCGGAAGAUUGUCAAAUAUUAUGUAUCAAUGGAGUCUUAAUAAUGAUAACACCGACGAUGAUAAUACUAAACAUAAUCAACAAUAA